Molecule: messenger RNA, 4497 nt
Organism: Trichoderma aggressivum f. europaeum
Lineage: Eukaryota; Fungi; Ascomycota; Sordariomycetes; Hypocreales; Hypocreaceae
Exons: 3
Coding region: 1-4497 (1498 amino acids)
Source: RefSeq, a predicted model, not a curated record
AUGGCCAUCACUGAAGAAGAAGAACUUCCGAGCGCUACAUCGAUCCCCAAUAAUGCUCGCAGAAAUGCUCGUCUACGGACAACUUACAGUUCUUUCGGUGAAGAUGGCACCACGGCAACCGCAAAUGCUUACGGACACUUGCUUCAAAUUACUCAAUAUUUCGGCAACAAGCCAUCUGGAUUUGUCGCUGUCAACCUUGACGAAACAGAAGAGCCGCAUUUUGUCAAAUGGCGCGCACAGGACCUGCAACAGCAAUCCAUAGAUCCAACCCAAGGAAUGCGCCUUUUAUUGCAGAGGCCUGCCGAUGAUACAUCUGCCAUCGACAUAUGGGACACGAAUCCCAAAACGAUGUCGGUGCCAGCGAAUGUCUCACCCUCACCGCUGGUGAUAGCGCCACCACGAGCGAAAGCAUCACGACCAGAAAAACCAGCACCAAAGAAGAGUCGAUAUGAUGUGCCAGUACCUCGGCCCCAGUGGGUAAAUCAGUCAGAGGCUGGGUCAGGAUCAACGGUAAGAUUUGUGCAUAACCGUUGGCCGCGUUUCUCUACGAAGACACCCGUAUUCGAUAUAGACAUCCAAUAUGUCAUAUCCAACCAGACUGUCUAUCAAACGUACACAUUCAACCUCCACCAGGGAUCGCAGAUCUUCUCCUCGGAGAUUCCGACAAUCGUCAUAGAUACCAACUUAUUGCUCCGAGAUUUAGAUUUUAUGGUAGGUGAAGAGAUGAAAGAAUACGGUCCAGAGCCGAAUUACUCUAGUCGCAUUACAAACGACGGCUACAGUGUAGCUAGGAUGCAUAGCGACUAUCUCUAUAAUAGGCAAAGCGAUGGCCGAAACGCAAACAAGAAUGACCGAGACAUAGUCGCUCUGUUCAUAUCGCCCUUCAUUAAUGAGCAGCCUCAGCAGUUUUCGCAACCCGCCCCUGAAGAUCUCGACAAUUACUUUGUGACUCCAAAUAAGCAAGCUUGGAAUGACUUGAUAGAAAACGGGACACUCGAAAUUACACUAGCAUAUACAUUGAAGUUGAUCACUUCAAAGGAAGAAGACAUCGCGACGUCUCCAGUGUCAGCAGCAGAUCUCAAGAAAGCAAAAGAGCAGAUCAACAGACAUUCUCCAGGCAUGGUACCGAUCACCAUUGACAAACCCCUUGAUUUUGCUUUGAGCCGAAACUUGGAGCACAUAUUGUCUGUCUGUAGCAUCCCCGUCAGGAAAGUUUCAGAUGAGAUUUAUGCAAUUGCUCUUACUUGUGGUGAUAUUUCUGGUCAUCGGGUUUCUGGGAAAGCAAGUUUGUGGGCUACCGGGAGAGCAAUCGCCGGAUGGAAAGGCAAUCCUACUUUGUCCGAAAAGUCUGUGGUUGACGCCUCCCUCAACAUCAUCAAAGCCGCGGAUUUUUACCGGAUAACGAAAGCAGCACCGGAUACCAUUGACGACUUCAGAGGUGACGUUAACGACUGGAUUGAAGAUCUUCAUCGGAACAACCAGGACAAUGAACAUGUAUUCCCACAUUCGUCGGAAGAGCUGCCGCUACAGUUCCAAUUGUCUGACCAUGCUAUAAUCUGGCGCGCUCUCAAGUCUUUGGAGUUGAUCGGGCUCAGUUCAGAGCUCCGAGCUAAUACCAUACCUGGGCGCCGCAAAACCAGUUACUCGUCUCGGAAGAUCCAGGACAGCAUAUUCAAGAAGUUCACCACCGAUUGCGCGCAAUUGAGUGAGCGUUUAAUGGCGACUUCACGCAGCUUAUCCGAGACCAGUUUUCUCCUUCACACGGAGGACACUGCGACACUAUCAGCGAUGAAAAUGGGUUUAUUCGAUCUUCCAAAAAGAGAAGAGUUAGUCCGGAGAAUGACUAUGGAGUCGAUCGAUGAGCCAGGUAACGCGGCUCCAGAAAUGCCAGUUCGCGCAUUAACUAGCAAAUCAGAUAAUGACUUGACGGAUCCCUGGAGAAAUAAACACGAGUCCUGGAUGGCUACAAUAGAUAGUCAAAAGCUGCAUGAGGAUAACGACGACGAUAAUUGGGAUCACCCUCUCCAGUAUGCCUUGGCCAUGGUCUUAUCUGCGAAAGGUAUUCAUAUCAAUUCUCAAUCGCCUGCACAAAUGUACACGUUUGCACGAUCGAUACUGCUGCAAAGCUCCUCUCCAAAUGGACUGUUCCCCGGACUGUUGGACGAGAAUAAGGACCCGGCUCUUUUCGAAGACGACGAUACCUAUUGGCACGCUUCUUUUGAAGUACCGUUUAUUCUCUGGGAAACAAAAAAGUCUUCACCGAGAACUGAAGAGAAUAGCUCUGAUGAAACUUCCAGCACAUUUCUACUACGACGGAACUCAGCUGAGGCCUCUAUUUCUGGCGCAGGCUUUGUAAAGAGAUAUGAACCGUUUACCGAAACCUCUGAUUUGGGGCCCAACUACGAAUGGCUUUACAAGAAGCCGGAAUUCUUUGGGUUUCGUAUUGAUCUAUCAUCAAAGGCCAUUGAGAAGUUUUGCAAAGCUCAUGUACAGAAUGAUGAUAAAAGCUCUGAGACCAUCAAUAGAGCAGUUGCAGCAGUUCAAUCUCCAAAACAAGAUGUUCUACAGGACUAUGGAUACAUUAUCGACAUAUCAGGGGUUGAAUAUAACAAGAUACUCGGCCAAAGAGACUUUCCUUUCAGAAUCUUUUCGACGGACAAGAUUCGAUCUUUCAUUGGAGGAGUUCGCGACACAACGAAUGCGAAGAAGAGGUUUUUCCAUUUUUACCGUGCCAACCUGGAUGUCGCAUUGAACUGCUACCUGGCGUCUUCAGAAGAAGAAGAAAUAUCUUCCUUUUUCGACAAGCAUUCGUCAUACAGUAAAUAUUUCUUCGAGGAUACGACUGCUAUUUUCAACAAGUGGGUAACAGAACUGCAUUUGUCGUUUUACCAGGUCGUUACAGAUGAUGUCGCGUCCCAGGCCAUCCCUUGGACAGAGACGUUCAAGUUUCCUGAUUCGACGGGAAGUGAGAGCGACAAGCGAGUUGGCCGUGCUGUCAUGAGCUUCAGAUUCGAUGGGGAUGUUUUUGACCAUUAUUGGACAUGCCACUUUUUUGAUCAUAAUCCACAAUGGUUGUCCAACUCUCAAGACGGCCGUCCGCUAAUUAGCACGAGGCCGGUGAGCGGUACUUUAGAAAACGACCCCUGGCAGCAACGGAGAGUAUUGGAACUUCUGUUAUUCGAUACGAUCCUUCAAGAAAUGAUCAAAGGCACCAAAGGAAUUCUCGAAGAGAUCAUGACGAGUGUUUUGAAAAGCUCCCACUCCCACAAUAGAGCUAAAAAUCAACCAACAGUCGAUUUCUCCGAAAUCGACGCAUCAACUCUUUUGAAUGCGCUUGAAGUGCUCUCUAAAGUCGACAGCAACACUUUCGCUUCAAAAAAUGAACUAUGGAACAAAUUCCAACGAAUUCUUCAAGUCAUCGAAGACGACCUCAAAGAGAGUCUAACAAUGAUUGCACUCUGGACAGAUCGAGAGGAAAAAAGAAACAUAAUCCAAGCAGGGUGGACUCCUCGUAAGGAGCAAAAAUAUCAAGGGGCAAUAUCCAGAUUGAAGCUGCUUAAUAGCCAUAAAAUCCACGAGCUGAGAAGAUGCGGUGCCAAUGUAGCGUCGUUCAACAUGUUACUUACCAGGAGAUUGGAGGUAAUGCGCAACGACUUGGACACCAAAAGCAACGUCGAUAUCCGACUCUUUACAUAUGUAACAGUCGUCUUCCUUCCCGUCAGCUUUGCUACUGGAGUGUUCAGUAUGAGCGGUGCGCCAACAAGGGAGCUGUUGGGUAGCAUGGCUUCGACAGCGUGUGUCGCUCUUUUAAUAACCGUGAUAGCGUUACUCAACGCAAAAGUCUUGGGUGCAGAACUCUUCGGACCCAUCUUUAAUGGUAUUCGACCGCUGUCGGAGGCAGCACUUCGUCCAAUAUUCCGCUUUUGCACUGGAUUGAUCUAUCUGGUCUUACUCUCCAUUAUAUCGAUUUUACCCAACAAAUGGAUUUAUUUCCUUCAAAAAAGAAUUGAAAAGGCUGAAUCUGAGCAGUCAAGCCUACAGACUAGUGCGAAUGAAGGCUUCAUCGAUCGCAAAGUGAAGCAAAUUCGAAACAAAGUAAAGGAAAUUGAAAAGGAAAUCGGGGAAGAGGAAAGAAGAAGGAGAAAAAAACAGAAAGAAGAGAAAGUGAAAAGGAAAGAAGAAGAAGAAGAAGAAGAAGAAGAAGAAGAAGAACGGAGGAGAGAAGAGGGGGAAGGAGAAAUAAGGGAAAGAGAGGGAAAGGAAAGAAAGUCAAGGGAAAAGGACGAUGGGGUGGUGGAGAGGCAAGAAGAGGUAACGAGUUUAGGUCAAACAGAUAAAGAUCCGGCGGCAGCAAGAGGGCGGACCGGAGAUUCUAGCGACGAUACAGCCGCAUUGUCUAACAUGGGUGUCGAUGAAAGAGCCCCAAGGAAUGUUUUCCAGCGGAUACGGCAUCAGUUUGGGGGCGGAAGGUCGAGAAUUAAUAGGUCGGAUGUAUAG